AUGUGGGUCAUCUUCAAUCUUGCGCCUCAGGGCAUCUUUGUCAAGUUUGCUGGGUCUUCCUGCACGUGGUUUGUCUUCAAGCUUCUCAUCGUCCACACGAAACUUUGCGAACCAUCUGGUCACUGUAGAAUAACUCACAACAUUCUUACCCUCAUUUUCGUUUAUGAUUCUGAAGGUUUCUGCCGCAGUAUUUCCGCGUUUGAAUUCAUUCCAUAUAAUCACGCGCACGCGAGAUUUCUCGAUUUUUUUCUAAUACCUAAAACAAUACAAAAAAAUGAAAUUAAGUUAUGUAACUUACCUUUUUGAAUAAUUUAGGUAACAAACAAACAAAAAAAGAAUUUUUUCUUUCCGUCAAGAAAUAAAUUUUUCCUGAUUUUUCAAAGUUUACCUACUCAAAUAUUGCAGAACUUUCCGGACAACCUAAUAGUUGGUCAUUAUUUUCUACAAUUUCAGUAUUGCCGUAUUCGAUUUGGGAGGUGGUACAUUCGAUGUGUCCGUCCUCGAGAUCCAAAGGGUGUUUUCGAAGUAAAAUCAACCAACGGAGAUACCUUCUUGGGUGGUGAAGAUUUUGACAACACUUUGGUAAACCAUCUGGUGGGUGAAUUCAAGAAGGAAUCUGGAAUAGAUCUCACCAAGGACCCUAUGGCUAUGCAGAGACUCCGCGAGGCUUCAGAAAAGGCCAAGUGUGAACUUUCAAGCACAACUCAGACUGAUAUCAACCUUCCUUAUAUCACAGUUGACGCUUCUGGACCAAAACAUUUGAACCUAAAGUUGACUCGUGCCAAGUUCGAACAGCUCGUAGCUGACUUGAUCAGAAGGACGCAAGAACCAUGUAAGAAGGCUAUGGUCGACGCUGAGGUCAAGCCAUCGGAAAUUGGAGAGGUUUUGUUAGUUGGAGGUAUGAGCAGAAUGCCAAAGGUUCAACAGACCGUCCAAGAAAUCUUCGGAAGACAACCAAGCAAAGCCGUCAAUCCAGAUGAGGCUGUAGCUAUCGGUGCUGCCAUUCAAGGAGGAGUUUUGGCCGGAAACGUUACAGAUGUCCUGCUGCUUGAUGUCACUCCAUUGUCUCUAGGUAUCGAGACUUUAGGAGGAGUUUUUACCAGACUCAUCCCAAGAAACACCACAAUCCCAACCAAGAAGAGUCAAGUAAGUCUCUGUCUUUUUGAUUAUCAUAUUUUUAGGUAUUCUCAACUGCUGCUGAUGGACAAACUCAAGUAGAAAUCAAAGUGCAUCAAGGAGAAAGAGACAUGGCCGCUGACAACAAGAUGUUAGGUCAGUUCUCGUUGGUCGGUAUUCCUCCAGCUAGCCGUGGUGUGCCUCAAAUUGAAGUUACUUUUGAUAUUGAUGCCAACGGUAUUGUGAACGUGUCUGCCAGAGACCGUGGAACCGGAAAGGAACAACAGAUUGUCAUCCAAUCUUCUGGUGGUCUGAGCAAGGACCAAAUCGAGAACAUGGUCCGUGAUGCUGAGAAACACGCCGCUGAAGAUGCUGAAAGAAAGGAAUUGGUCGAGGCUGUCAAUUCUGCCGAGUCCGUUGUCAACGACACAGAACAGAAGAUGACUGAGUACAAGGAUCAAUUGAACGCCGAAGAGGUAUAUCAGACUAUUUCAUUUUAAAUUCUUAGUUUCAUAUUGUUAACACUGUCUUGUAUAUUGUUUUAACAAGCGAUUGUUUUAGGCCAAGGCCCUACAAGAGAAGAUCGAUGAGUUGAAACAGAAGUUGGCCAACAGAGAUGGCUUGAAGGCUGCUGACAUCAAGGAAUUGGUCGGAACAGUACAACAACAAUCCCUCAAGUUGUUCGAAGCCGCCUACAAGAAGAUGGUGCAGAACAACCAAGGCUCCCAACAAACAGAAGCUCCGAACGAAGAGCAGAAGAAGGAGGAGCAAAAGUGA
Bursaphelenchus okinawaensis is the source of this 1893-nucleotide messenger RNA. The record is from the annotation of a GenBank genome assembly. NCBI's taxonomy places the organism in Eukaryota, Metazoa, Nematoda, Chromadorea, Rhabditida, Aphelenchoididae.